CGCAGAUGUUCCCAGUGGUGUGUCAGCUGGAAUUAUUUGGACGAGGCGGGUCACAGCAACUUUUGACUUUCACCCGAAAGAGAACCGAGAUUUCACCAAAUAUUUGCAAAUUUCCUGCGCGCAAAUGGCAUCCUCUGAUGUGGUUCGACAGAUGGACAAGAACGCCCGUCCGCUGGCUCUAUCAGGCCAUGUUGGCUUUGACAGUCUGCCAGAUCAGCUGGUGAACAAGUCCACGAGUCAGGGAUUCUGCUUCAACAUCCUCUGCAUUGGCGAAACUGGGAUUGGCAAAUCAACAUUGAUGGACACGCUUUUCAACACCAAUUUUGAGAAUUUCGAGUCUUCUCAUUUUGAACCGAAGGUGAAGUUGCGAGCGCAGACGUACGAUCUUCAGGAGAGUAAUGUCCGUCUGAAGCUCACUGUGGUUAACACCGUCGGCUUUGGCGAUCAGAUGAACAAGCAGGAGAGUUACCAGCACAUAGUGGAUUACAUUGACACACAGUUUGAGUCGUACUUACAAGAGGAGCUGAAGAUUAAGCGCUCUCUUCAUAACUACCACGACUCCCGGAUCCACGCCUGCCUGUACUUCAUCGCUCCCUCGGGACACUCGCUCAAAUCCUUGGAUCUGGUCACGAUGAAGAAGCUGGACAGUAAGGUCAACAUCAUUCCUGUCAUCGCUAAAGCCGACACCAUCUCCAAGAGCGAGUUACACAAGUUCAAGAUCAAGAUCAUGAGCGAGCUGGUCAGCAACGGCGUGCAGAUCUACCAGUUCCCGAUUGACGAUGAAACAGUGGCGAAGAUCAACACAGCGAUGAAUGGUCAUCUUCCGUUUGCUGUUGUUGGCAGUACGGAGGAGGUGAACAUCGGAAACAAAAUGGUGAAGGCGAGGCAGUAUCCCUGGGGAGUCGUGCAGGUGGAGAACGAGAACCACUGCGACUUCGUGAAGCUGCGCGAGAUGUUGAUCUGCGUGAACAUGGAGGAUCUGCGGGAACAGACACACACGCGCCACUACGAGCUUUACAGACGCUGCAAGCUGGAGGAGAUGGGCUUCAAAGACACCGACCCAGAGUGCAAACCCGUCAGUCUUCAGCAGACGUACGAGGCGAAGCGGCAGGAGUUUCUGGGCGAGUUGCAGAGACGAGAGGAAGAAAUGCGGCAGACGUUCGUCCAGAGAGUGAAAGAGAAAGAGGCCGAGCUGAAAGACGCGGAGAGAGAGUUGCAGGGUAAGUUCGAGCAGCUGAAGCGACUGCAUGCGGAUGAGAAGAGCAAGCUGGAGGAGAAGCGCAGGAGUCUGGAGGACGAGAUGAGCGCCUUCAGCAAGCGCAGAGCCGCCACCGAGCUCCUGCAGGCCCAGGCCUUCAACGCCAGCACCAACAACAAGAAGGACAAAGACCGCAAGAACUCUGGAUUCAUGUGAAGAAGACCAUCAUGACCGGCAUGUUGACGCACAUCAGUGUUUUACCAUUUUAUAAAUGUACAUUGAUUCCAGUUGUAUGUUAGUGAUGUAGCGGAUGGAAAUAUCAUGAC
Molecule: messenger RNA, 1524 nt
Organism: Rhinichthys klamathensis goyatoka
Lineage: Eukaryota; Metazoa; Chordata; Actinopteri; Cypriniformes; Leuciscidae
Gene: septin10
Product: septin 10
Exons: 10
Coding region: 125-1414 (429 amino acids)
Biological process (GO): cytoskeleton-dependent cytokinesis
Cellular component (GO): septin complex; septin ring; microtubule cytoskeleton
Molecular function (GO): GTPase activity; molecular adaptor activity; GTP binding
Source: RefSeq, a predicted model, not a curated record